AUGGCAGGAAUUACAGAAGAAGACAUUUGGAAUGCUGAGGAGUUUGAUGAAAUUUUUGAUUAUGCUGACAAAUUAGGAGUACCACUCGAUGGUCUCGAUGAACUUGAAGACAUGAAGGAACGACUGUCGAUGCAACUAAGGAAAAAUGAAUAUGGAAAUCCAAAGAGCUUGAUCGCAAAGUCGCUGGACGUGUCACAAAAGGAGGAUCUGCACAAGAGAUUAAAACUUGGCAUACUGCUUGAAGAGUUCGAAAAGACCAUUUCAACAUGCCAGAAUGGAAAAGGCAUCGAGGCAAUAGAAGACCUGUUAAGGACAGAGGGAACUGUUAAAGAUUUGAAACAGGAGUUGGACCACCACAUCGAACGGAUGAAGAAAGGAGAGUGUGUGUUUGUAGUGGCGGGUGAAACUUCUGCUGGAAAGUCAAGUUUGCUGAAUCUACUCCUAGGACAGUCGAUCCUACCCUCAUUCACUGGAAGUUCAACAUCUGUAAUAACACGCAUAUCCUAUGGGAAAAAGAUGUAUGCGGAGAUCGUUUAUCAGGGUACCACGCCCACGGAAACAUUCAAUGACAUCAACUUUACUUGGGUACAUGACUACCUUUGGGACCGUCUACGAAUCAAAGACGAAAAGAAACGACAGUCACAAUCUCCUAUCAAAGAAAUAAGAUUCCAAAUACCAUGCGAAAUCCUCAGGUGUGGUCUCGUGAUUGUGGACUCUCCGGGAAUAGGUGAAAACGAGGCUAUGGACAACGUUAUAGCUGACUUCAUUCGAGAGAACGAAAUUAUGGGAUACAUCUAUGUCAUCAAAUCAGACAAUGCGGGAGGAGUGGACGAGGAUAGGCUCCUAGCCAUGUUGAAGAUGGUCAUCGACAAACAAACGAUGAAUCAACAGAUGCAACUGGAGCAUUUUGACUCUAAGAGUGCUAUGUUUGUGUGUAACCGAUGGGAUCUUGUGAAGUCAACUGAACAGGACAUGGUGUUUAAAAACACUGUAAAACUACUGGGAGAGUGCUGGCCGUCACUAUCUUCCUCUCAGGUGAUCCCAUUCAAAACAGAAUAUGCCAUUAAGGAGGCCGAAUGUGAUCCAGACUUCAUCCCGGAAUUAUACAGAGUGUUCCUUGAGCGCCUCCGCGACAUGCAUAUCCAUGCCAUGGACAACCGAAUAGAACAGACUUACAAAUGGAUGAGCAAAGUCUUUACGAGAUCCAUAUACCAGCUUCAAACUUUGAUCACUCGAGCCAACAUGUCGGAAAGUGAAGGGAAAGGAAACGUGGACGAGAUCAAAAAGAAACUUCACACGCUGGAGAUUAAGUCAGAUGCCGUAAUUAACGAAUUGAGAGAGAAUAUUGAGAAGUCUUCACAGGAACUAUGCGAAGAAUUCCGACCGGAGUUGAUGAAACCUUUCUCAAAAAUGACCCUAACCAAAUGGCUUCCAGAGGAACUACCUCUACUGGAAAAUGGUGGUUGGCCUGAUGUGAAGAUGAUUCUGCGCUGGAGAAUAGCAGAAAGGGUCAUAAGACUCAUUGAAGAUUGGGAAUCAGAGAAUGGAAAAAUCGCAGUCAUUGAAGGAAGAACAGCAUAUGCCAUCAAAGACCAACUUAACUUGCUGCAAGCGGAUCUGCAAAAAAUAGAAGAUGGUAUGAACGCAAAAGAUUUCAAUAAAAGAGAACAAUUGCGGAGAUCAAUUUCUAACCCUUUGAUCAUUCGCAGGACUUCCAAGGUGAUCUCCUUUGAUAAACAAGAUCCAGCUACACCAAUGAAGCUUAUAACAAGAGUGCUUCAUCCAGUACAAAAUGUUAUCAAAUCAACGAAACUGGUAGACAGUUUCAUUCUUGCGAGAAAAGAAAAGGUGUACAGAGAAAACCCUGCAAAAGUAGCUAAAGAGCAAACCGAGAAAUUUCUGCAAGAGUUGAUGGAACCGCAUCAUCCUGAUGAAGAUAUUCUUCAACAGAUUAUGUCCAAUCUGCUUGAAAGGUCCAUGUCUAAACUAAGUGAGAUAGAAAGAAACAUUCCAUUGCUCAUCAAAUCUAACGAGAAACUGCUAGAUAAGGCUCUCUCCUGUCGAAAGAAUACAGUUGAAAGCAAGGGUUUAUACGCAACUCUUAAGCAGAGUCUUGAGGGAACAGAACGCCGUCUGAAUCAUUACUACAAGGGCUACAUUUCUGUCAAGAAUAUGCGAGAUGUUGAAAUUUGUGCCCCCAAUGAAAUGUAUAACAGACUUUCCAGUCCCACGUCAUUCAGAGCAUCUAAAAUCCUCCAUAUGUCAUUUCUUCGAAAGUCUACCGACAAGACAAUGCCCAGUAGUGGCGGGUUGUGGACAGUGAUCCAACGUGGAAAAUAUAACGAUAUUCAGGUCACAAUGAAGAUGUACUUGCCAUCCUCUCACAUUGACACCACCUACAAUGAAGUAGCGAAACUAAGGUUCCUCCUCAAAGACACUAUGGCACUUUUAGAGGGUAUACACUACUCGGACGCACCCCCUCCAGUCUUCAUCUUCCAGGAUCAUCUGUACACUGUGUCGGAAUACCUACCGAAAUGGCCGGGUCACUCCAAAUACAACAAGUUGACAGUCAUCAAACAGACGAUGGAUGGCUUGGCCUACCUCCACAAGCACAGACUGGUACACAUGGAACUUUGCCUCGAUACUGUCACUGUCAGUCGAGCUGGGGAAGUGAAGCUGACGGGAGGGUGCUUACCUAGAAAUUUCGAGCAACCUUCAGAAACGGAAGUAGUUGGCAAUUUUGCCUAUUUGUCACCAAACGUCUUAAGAGGAAGCAUAUACUCAAAAGAAGCCGAUCUCUACGGUCUUGGUCUUCUGAUGUUUGAAUUACUACUCGGCGUGAGGGCAUUUGGGUCUCAUCGCAAUAUGUUGCUGAUGAAAUUCAUCAAAAAUGAUGAUCUACUAUCACUGGUUGAUCCUGAAGAAGACAUGAAAAGGUUGUCAUCUGAUACCACGGACUUUAUCUGGAAUUGCCUCCGUCCUACACAGGGCAGAGAGAGGUUCCCAAGUGAUCAUGAUAUUGAACGAGCACUCAGUGAUAUUCGACAGGAAAAUGUGGACAUAGUGCAUAAAGCACCAGAAGGAUUUAGCAUGGUCGUCGAGAGAGAUGAACGCUGA
Messenger RNA from Ylistrum balloti, 3117 nucleotides. RefSeq lists its product as uncharacterized. Gene Ontology annotation, biological process: protein phosphorylation. Gene Ontology annotation, molecular function: protein kinase activity; ATP binding. The transcript is spliced from 8 exons. The record is from RefSeq and is a predicted model, not a curated record. Lineage: Eukaryota; Metazoa; Mollusca; Bivalvia; Pectinida; Pectinidae. The coding region runs from base 1 to 3117 and encodes 1038 amino acids.